Molecule: messenger RNA, 2473 nt
Organism: Nymphaea colorata (pocket water lily)
Lineage: Eukaryota; Viridiplantae; Streptophyta; Magnoliopsida; Nymphaeales; Nymphaeaceae
Product: nucleobase-ascorbate transporter 1-like
Exons: 15
Coding region: 506-1954 (482 amino acids)
Biological process (GO): transmembrane transport
Cellular component (GO): membrane
Molecular function (GO): transmembrane transporter activity
Source: RefSeq, a predicted model, not a curated record
GCUUUGCAACUAAACCUUCUCUCUCAAAGAGAGCCCUCUCUCUCUCUCUCUCUCUCUCUCUCUCUCUCUCUCUCUCUCCCUCCUGGGGCGUGACUGAGAGGCUGCUUCAUUCUUCUUGGUUCCCCUUUUCCACCUUUCGCCUCUUCUUGUUUUUUGGCUUUACCUUGUCUUGUCUUGAAUCAGUUCCUUACCCCACUAUCACUCAUCAUCGUCAUCAACUGCAACUUCUUCCGUUCUUUCUUUCUUCUUCUUCUUCUUCUUCUUCCCCACCACCACCACUACCAUCAAACCACCAUUUUCGUUGGUUCCUAAUGGCGGAGAUAAGCCACCCUCCAAUGGAGCAACUUCAGGACCUUGAGUACUGCAUAGACUCCAACCCACCUUGGCGGGAGAGUGCUGGAGAUGUCAUGGGCAGUCGGGACUUUUGUAAUCUUAACAAUGGAUUUCCUCUGGACUGUGCAAAGAAGCUGAGACUAUAAUCUUGGCAUUUCAGAACUAUAUCUUGAUGCUGGGUACAACUGUCAUGAUUCCAUCACUGCUUGUCCCAAUGAUGGGUGGAAAUAAUGACGACAAAGCCCGUGUUAUACAAACUCUCUUAUUUGUGGCUGGUCUCAACACACUCCUGCAAGCAUUGUUUGGAACACGUCUGCCAGCAGUAGUAGGAGGUUCACGUGCCUUUAUUAUACCAAUUCUGUCAAUAAUCAGUGAUUCGUCGCUGCAGCAAAUAUCUGAUCCCCAUGAAAGAUUUAUAUGGACCAUGCGAGCAGUUCAAGGGGCCACUAUCAUUGCUUCUGGCUUGCAGAUAAUUCUGGGGUUUAGCCAAGCAUGGGGGAUUUUUUCUCGCUUUUUCAGCCCACUUGGUAUGGCACCUGUCAUUGCAUUAGUUGGUCUUGGCUUAUUCGAGCAAGGCUUUCCAGUGGUGGGGAAGUGUGUUGAAAUUGGUUUGCCCACACUUUUGAUAACCAUAGGGGUUUCUCAGUACUUGAAGCAUGUUAGGCCAUUUAAAGAUGUGCCUAUAUUUGAAAGAUUUCCACUUCUUAUUUGUAUCACCAUCAUGUGGUUAUAUUCUCAUAUCCUUACUGCUGGAGGUGCCUAUCGACACACGUCAGUGAAAACACAAAUUCAUUGUCGUACUGACAGAGCCCAUCUCAUAUCUUCUGCACCUUGGUUUAAAUUCCCAUAUCCUUUACAAUGGGGUGCACCAACAUUUGAUGCAGGGCAUGCUUUCGCUAUGAUGGCUGCAGUUCUGGUGUCAAUGAUAGAGUCAACUGGUGCUUAUAAGGCAGCAUCUCGUCUCGCUAUUGCAACCCCACCUCCUGCUUAUGUUCUCAGCCGAGGUAUUGGUUGGCAGGGUAUAGGUAUACUUCUUGAUGGCCUUUUUGGUACAGGAACUGGUUCUACUGUUUCUGUUGAGAAUAUCGGGCUUCUAGGGCUAACCAGAGUUGGUAGUCGCAGAGUAGUGCAGAUCUCAGCUGGCUUCAUGAUAUUCUUCUCAAUUUUAGGAAAAUUUGGGGCCCUAUUUGCGUCCAUACCCUUCCCCAUAUUUGCUGCAUUGUACUGUGUGCUCUUUGGUCUUGUAGCAUCAGUGGGGCUGUCUUUUCUGCAAUUCACCAACAUGAAUUCCAUGAGAAACCUUUUCAUAACUGGACUGUCUCUUUUCCUUGGGUUAUCUAUUCCACAAUAUUUCAAUGAGUUUUGGUUGUCUUCUGGACAUGGACCUGUUCAUACCAAUGCAGGCUGGUUCAAUGCAUACUUGAACACAAUAUUUUCAUCACCAGCAACCGUGGGGUUGAUUGUUGCUGUGCUCCUUGACAACACUUUGGAAGUAGAGAAAUCAAAGAAGGAUAGGGGUAUGCCGUGGUGGGUGAAGUUCAGAACAUUCAGAGGAGACAACAGAAAUGAAGAAUUCUAUACGCUUCCAUUCAAUCUCAACCGGUUCUUCCCACCCACGUGAGUUGUCUGACCAACCCCUAGGAGGCCAACAAUUUUGGAUCAGAGGCGGCAGCAGCAGCAGCAGCUCUGCCUGUUUGGACAGGUGCCCAUUAAGGAUUUUCACUUCUACUGCUGCAUCACCUCACCUAUAGAGAAGCCAUUGCUUCUGUUCGCACCUGAUGAUCGGUUGGCGCAGUAGUCAAUGUGCUGAUGAAAAAUUACAUCUUGAUUGUGCGCUUUUCCUCCUCCAAUUAUGUAUCAAAUCUGCUAAAACAUUGCUCAUGUAAUUUAGUUCCUUGGCACUUUAUGAAAAAUUAAAUGUCUAGUGCAAGUUGAAUUGCUGAUUGCUAUAAAAGCUCCCCCUUUUGUUACGAUCCAUAUAGGGAUCGUGGGGAGCAGGAGUAGUUUAUUUCUAGUAGGUCUUGCUAUUUGAUGUUUUAUGGAUAUGAUUUCAGUAUGAGUCGGUCCAGUCCAGAACCGUUAUUAAUUGUACUUAAGCUUGAGAUUUACCCUAAUUAAGCAUGCUUGUUGAUUGCCUUUC